AUGAAGAGCGGUAGUUUGGGCGCGGUUCCAUCGUACGGCGUCCCCGCGAAACGACGGUGGCGAGGGUUCGUAAUCGCGGUUCUCGGCCUCGUCAUUCUCUCCAUGCUCGUCCCUCUCGUCUUCUUGCUCGGUCUCCACAACGGUUUUCACUCUUCCGGAUAUAUAUAUGAACAGAGAAGUACUCCUUCGAGUCAUAAAGUUCUUGAAAGUUACGAUAGACACAAUGUUGGCCACACCGAAAAAAAGUCUGAGGGAGAAAAAUCAAGUCAUGUGAAGGAUCUGAUCACUAAGUUUGAACCAACUCUUCCCAAGGAUGUUAUGAAGAAUUAUGCUCGAGGAAAUAAGAAUAGCACCAUCAGUAGGGGUGCCAAUGAAGAAAAACAUAGAGGUGUCAAGGCGCCACCAAAAUCUGCUCUGCAACCACCCCCAACUUCUAAUAAUCCUAAAGUUGGUCGCAUUGAGCAAGUCACCGACCCUAAGACAAAUUCUCCUGAUGAAAAUGGAAAGUCGUGUGAGCUCACAUAUGGUAGUUAUUGUUUGUGGCAACAAAAACAUAAAGAAGUUAUGAAAGAUGCCAUGGUUAAGAAAUUGAAAGACCAACUAUUUGUGGCUAGAUCUUAUUAUCCUAGCAUCGCAAAACUCCCAGCACAAGACAAACUGUCUCGCGAACUCAAACAGAGUAUACAAGAGCUGGAGCAUGUGCUUAGUGAAUCUUCUACAGACGCUGAUCUCCCACCACUGGUUGAGACUAAAUCAGAGAAGAUGCAAGUUGCAAUAUCCAAAGCUAAAUCAGUCCCCGUGGUUUGCGACAAUGUUGAUAAGAAAUUGAGACAAAUAUAUGAUCUGACUGAGGAUGAAGCUGAUUUCCACAUGAAACAGAGUGCAUUCCUAUAUAAACUCAACGUUCUGACAAUGCCAAAGAGUUUUCACUGCCUGGCACUGAAACUAACUGUUGAAUAUUUCAAAUCUUCACAUGAUGAGGCUGAUUCAGAAAAAUUUGAAGAUUCUUCAUUGCGCCAUUAUGUUAUUUUCUCUAAUAAUGUGCUUGCUGCGUCAGUGGUUAUUAACUCCACCGUAACUCAUGCAAAAGUAAGUCGGAAUCAGGUUUUUCAUGUGUUGUCUGACGGACAAAAUUAUUAUGCAAUGAAGCUUUGGUUCAAGAAGAACAAUUAUAGGGAAGCGGCUGUUCAAGUUUUAAAUGUUGAGCAUCUUGAGAUGGAUAGCAUAAAAGACAAUCCAUCACAACUUUCCUUGCCUGAAGAAUUUCGUGUUUCAUUUCGCAGUUAUGAUAAUCCAUCUGCGGGCCAGUUUAGAACAGAAUAUGUUUCAAUGUUUUCUCAUUCACAUUAUUUACUUCCUGAUAUAUUCAGCAAGUUGAAGAAAGUUGUCGUUCUGGACGACGACGUUGUUAUUCAGCAAGACUUGUCAGCCCUUUGGAACCUAGACAUGGGUGAAAAAGUUAAUGGUGCAGUGCAAUUCUGCUCAGUAAGGCUAGGUCAGCUGAAAAGUUAUCUGGGCGGGAAAGGUUUUAGUCAUAAUUCAUGUGCGUGGAUGUCAGGGUUAAACAUAAUUGAUCUAGUGAAGUGGAGAAAGCUUGGUCUUACUCAAACUUACAAAAAGUUGAUAAAAGAGUUGAGUAAACAAAAAGGAUUCAAUAUAGCUGCAACAUGGCCUGCAAGCUUGCUCACAUUCGAGAAUAAAAUAUAUCCACUCAAUGAGUCGUGGGUGCGGUCUGGAUUGGGUUAUGAUUACAAAAUUGACUCUAACUCCAUUAAAACAGCUCCAGUACUACACUACAAUGGGAAAAUGAAACCAUGGCUUGAUCUGGGAAUUCCAAACUACAAGAGCUAUUGGAAGAAGUUUCUGAACAAAGAGGAUCAACUCUUGAGUGAGUGCAAUGUAAAUUCAUAG
This is a messenger RNA of Vicia faba (fava bean), 1911 nucleotides long. NCBI's taxonomy places the organism in Eukaryota, Viridiplantae, Streptophyta, Magnoliopsida, Fabales, Fabaceae. The record is from the annotation of a GenBank genome assembly.